This is a messenger RNA of Dermacentor albipictus, 633 nucleotides long. Lineage: Eukaryota; Metazoa; Arthropoda; Arachnida; Ixodida; Ixodidae. The record is from RefSeq and is a predicted model, not a curated record.
GCUUUAUGGUAAAGGAAGAGAACGAAGAAGAGCGAGGAACGCGGAGGAGCAGCAUCCUGCAACAGAGCAGCAAAUCCGGCGCCUUCAGAUAGCCCACGAAGAACCUGCACAACGAUGUGUCUUUGCGAUACACCAGGCAGUGUAAUGCUGUUGGGAGUUUUCUGCCUCAUAGGCAAUGUGCUUCUAUUGAUUUCGGUAUUCUUCAUGGUGAAGCUAGUGGAGGCCAUACGUCCAGAGCUCGCUACCAAAGAAGCAAGCGCACUUGACUGGGCCAGCACGGUAGCUUUCAUUGCAUUCAAUGUAGGAAGUUGUGUUCUUUCGAUCGGCCUGAUAUGGGGAGCGAAUUCUGUAAACCGUGGCCUCCUUAAAAAAGUUGUGAUUGGGACCAAAAUACGGAUCGUCGUUUUGAUCUUUUACGCAGCGUUCAGAAUUUACCUUCUAUCAACACUAGAUGAUCCCCAAGACCCGCUAGGAAUAGGCAAGAUUAAGUUAAUUGAGAUGUCAUUCCUGGGCCCCCUACAUCGGCACUCGAUUACAAACACUGCUCAACUUACGCAGUACAUGGCCAUAUGUGAUUAUAAUGUAGAAGUGUGUGUCUCACUGCUGGUACAGAUGCUUCAUUGGGCAAUCUAA